AUGAAGGUGCUGGUCGCGGUGGACGACAGCGACGGCAGCCGCCAUGCGCUGGCCUGGGUGCUCGACCACCUCUUCCCGGCCGCCGAGCAGCAGCAUGAGGAGGAGCCUCAGCCACCGCCGGCGCUGGUGCUCGUCCACGCCCAGGAGCCGCUCCGGCACGUCAUGAUGUACCCGGUCGGGCCAGGGUCCGCGGUGUACGGCGCGCCGUCGAUGAUGGAGUGGGUGCGGGCGGCGCAGGCGGAGAACGCACGCAACCUGCUCGACAGGGCCAACCGGAUCUGCCACCGACGAGGGGUGAGCUCGGAGGGCGUGGUGGUGGAGGGUGAUCCCAGGGAGGCGUUGUGCCGCGCCGCCCAAGACAUGGGCGCCGGGCUGCUCGUCGUCGGCAGCCGUGGCCUCGGCGCCAUCAAGAGGGCGUUCCUGGGGAGCGUGAGCGACUACUGCGCGCACCACGCGAGCUGCCCGAUCAUGGUGGUCAAGCCUCCUCACGACAACGAGCAUGACCACCGGGCGACGACCUGA
Messenger RNA from Miscanthus lutarioriparius, 522 nucleotides. The record is from the annotation of a GenBank genome assembly. NCBI's taxonomy places the organism in Eukaryota, Viridiplantae, Streptophyta, Magnoliopsida, Poales, Poaceae.